Molecule: messenger RNA, 1033 nt
Organism: Ceratina calcarata
Lineage: Eukaryota; Metazoa; Arthropoda; Insecta; Hymenoptera; Apidae
Exons: 5
Coding region: 353-934 (193 amino acids)
Source: RefSeq, a predicted model, not a curated record
AUCGUAUAUCUCGAUGGCGCGAAGUGGCGUGAUUUAGGCCGUUUAGGCCACAUAAUAGGCCAUUUUAUAUCAUUAAAAUAGCAUUAUACGGUGUUCUUAGUUAGAAAUCGACGUUUCAUAGUUUUGUAAUUAUAAUUUCUAACUGUUUGUUAUUAGACGUGUGUUUAACAUAUGAUAAUACUCAGUUAUUUGUAAUACUUUAAUAUAAAAGGCUAUCAGGCUCAUUGAGGUUAUACGACUAGCCUACAAGUAAUAUUGAUAAGAAAAAUAUGAAAACGAUGUAUCAAGACAAGGAAGAAGAAAACUUAAAAAGGAUGCAGCAAUUUAGUCAUUAAAAGUGUUUGGGGAUUGUAUGAAGUCGGAUGCCGUGUACAAAGCCGCUCUUCCAUUGGGAAUCAUAGGUGGAAUAUCAUCGCAUUUAUUACUUCCUAAGAAAUGGGGCAAUGCCAAACAUGUGACAACGGCAGUACUUAGCUUUACGAUGUAUAUGCUUGGGAAAUUUAAUUAUGCCCCGGUAUGCUUUGAAAGAGCAUUCGGUCCGGUAUUGAAAGACAGAGGAAUGGCAAGAAGGAAUUGGGCUACUGAUGCUCACAAUAGGUCUGAUCAACCACAGCACAAGGACACAUAUGUUGCAUCCUCUGUUGACACUUUUGUACAAGAGGACUUAAUGGACAAUACGUCUUUCCAGUUCGAUAGCAUUGGAACUGAAUUCAGCAGUGAUAUACAGCAGAGAAACGUUUUUCAAGAACAAGAAAUAAAUGAAGAGCCGAAGCAAGAAAAGAAACGUGUGACAUAUGAUGAUUUAUGGAUGCAGCACAGAGACGAACAAAUGAAAAGCAUAUAUAAUCCCAGAAGAAGACAAGUUCCAAGUCAGUGGCAAAAACGUGCAGAGGAUUCAGAAACUUUUGAGGAAGAGGAUGUUAAACAUUUUUAAAAUCAACGAGGAAUGUAUACUUUUAAUAGAUUUUUCCUUAGAACAUGGUUAUACAUAAUUGCACAAUAAAUCUCUUUAAUAAAAGAACAUAUAUUAACA